AGUGAUUAUCUCUUACAGUCAUCUCUGAAGACAUUUAAUGUAGAUGGUAAAAGGGAAAGACAAAGUGUAGCAUAUCGAGACUUUACGAUUUGACACCAUGACCUGUCUGCCGACCGUACAUGUCUGCAUAUUGCUGGCUCAAGCACGCCUAAUCUUGGCAAACAUCAGCCACGAUACGAGCACAGGGAUACCAGGCAAGAAACAAGGCAACGUUACAUUGGGUGGCCUGUUUUUUCUUCACUACAAAGGAAUCAACAAUGAAGAAUGUGGAGAUUUCAACGUCCCUGGAUUAGGGCAUGCACAGGCAAUGAUCUAUGCCAUCGAGAAGAUUAAUAAUCACUCUAACUUACUUCCAAAUAUAUCACUUGGUUACGAAAUUCACGACUAUUGCGAGAGUGCAUCGCUUGCCAUGAAAGCUACCUACCAUUUUGUCCAAGGCACGGACUCGCAUUUCGCAUGCUCACACGAGUCUACACCGCUGACACUAAAAAACAACGACACAGUCGAGCAACCUAGUCCUAUUGUCUCUCUGAUUGGGCCCGCAGAUUCCGGCAGCUCAGUACUUGUGGGAAGCUUGCUUAAAGUUGCUGGUAUUCCAGCGAUCAGUUACGCCGCUACCAGUGAAGAGUUAAGUUCUCCAUUUUACAAGCACUUUUAUCGCACCGUGCCUUCGGACAAGCAACAGGCUAGCGCAAUGGCCGAUCUUUUUGAGUUUUUUCAUUGGAGUUACGUGGGUGCUGUUGUUGUCGAUGAUUCGUACGGAAGAUACGGAGUCUGGGCGUUGGAAAAGGAAUCAUUCACCAGAAAAUCGUUUUGCAUCGCUCUUUCCGAAUACAUCCCACGUUUAAACUACAUGAGCAAGAUUGAAAUUGUAGUUUCCAAGUUAAAACGACAUACCAAUGUCAAAGUGAUUGUUCUUUGGUUGUUCGGUGGCUAUGGAAGAGGGUUUCUUAAAGAAGCAGAAAAACAGAACUUGUUAGAUCGUACCUGGAUUUUGAGCGAUGCACUCGCAGCCGAACAACCAGAGACGCAUAUUCAGUCACUAUUUAACGUCCUUGAUGGAGCUCUUGGCAUACAACCACUUUAUCACCACAGUAAAGAAUUUGAAACGUAUUUAACGGAGCUUACUCCGGAGACCAUAAUGGAUAAACGGAUUACUUACUGGUGGGAUAAACUUUGGAUGUCAGAAUUCAAUUGCUCCGUGUUGAAUACCAAGAACUUCCUUAGGUGCGACCACAAUGUCACUCUGUCUUCAAACGUUGUUCAAAAGUUGUACGACGCGUUCCUCCCUUACGUCAUCGAAGCGGUUUACGCCGUGGCGCAUGCUCUUCACAACAUGUACUUCUGCACAGAACCUCAUGGUCUGCUUCCAGGGGGGAGAUGUCCUGAUACGCACCCCUCCGUACAUCCACUAGAUGUUGACUUGUACUUAAGAAAUGUUUCGUUUGAGGGACUAAUGGGAAAGGUUCAAUUUGACGAGUCAGGGAACCCUCUGACUUCUUCAUAUGGAGUGAUAAACUUUCAAAGACGUCAUGAAAAAGGCGUUACUAAAGAUUUUAAACAAAUUGUAGGAUCAUGGAACAAGGCUUCUAAAGAAAGGCUACUCAUCGCGGUGGAUAAGAUAAAAUGGAGAGGAUCUUUUUCCAAUUCCAGUAUUCCCAAUUCAGCUUGUUCGUUAACAUGUCCUCCUGGGACAUCACAAUCAGUCACAACUGCCUGCUGCUGGGAAUGUACCGAGUGUCCUCUGGGCUCUGUCAAUCCAUACCCUGGGUCUCGGAAUUGUUCUGAAUGCCCUAAAGGUCAGAGGUCAAAUAACGAACGUACGGAAUGCGAAAACUUGCCAAUUGUCAACGUCAAACUUACGGACACCACAGGUUAUCUUACAACCGGUUUCACAUCAUUAGGGGUGUUACUCACAAUAUUCUCUUGCCUUGUGCUGAUAAAAUAUCGAGACACACCGCUCGUCAAGGCCUCAAGCCGUGAGCUCAGCGCCAUUUUGCUGAUGUCCAUCGCUAUGUUUUUUGCGCAGCCAUUUCUGAGUUUGAGGCAACCAACCACUUUAGUCUGUCGUUUGGCGUACUCUUUCAACUACUCCGCACAAGGAACUUGCGUCGCAACGCUAAUGAUCAAAACCUUGCGCAUAUUAAGUGCAUUCCACGCCAAUCUCACCGAAAAGCGAGCCAAACAGUGCAUCCUAACGACGAAAAUGCAAGCCACCUUAGUAAUUUUGUUGAAUUCUGCUGUAUUUGGUCUUUUGACCGUCUGGUUUCUUCUCGACGCUCCUUACAUGGCCAGUGUCACACAACAAGGUGAAUUCAUAUUCUUCACCUGUCGUCCGCAUCGCUCCAAUCUGGGUUUCGGCCUGCAUGUAGCAAUAAAUGGCUACCUUGUGUUGCUCUCUCUUAUUUGUACUUUCCAUGCAUUUAAAGCGAGAAAAUUACCUGAAAACUUCAACGAAGCGAGAUAUAUCGGUUUUGCAAUGUAUAUUCUUCUGUUAUCCAGCAUAGCUUAUUUCCCAGUGGAUUUUGUGGGCCUAGAGAAUAGGAGCGUAACCAUUGUGACAUGCGUCACAACACUUGUGAGUUCCUACGGCUUGCUGGGAUGUAUGUUCGCUCCCAAGCUGUACGUCAUACUAUUUCAUCCUGAACAGAACACAACAGCGGCGGUGAAGGAUCAGGUGUCCAAUUACACUUUCAGAAACUCGUGGCCCUCGGCACUAACAAGUCAGUCAAACUGAAACUUGGCAAACGUACAGUAUAUAUAUAACAAGAUGAACCGCAAUGAAACAAGCAUGAUAAGACAUGGGUUACCAAAAUCACUAAUCUGAAACCCAGACCUCUCCCAGCCAGAGUGAGGUCUGGGUAGCAGAUUACCGAAACGCUACCUAGGCCGAGGAUGAUAAUAACUCCUGCAACCAGUUUUACUUCGUUUCAAUUUGCUGGGGCAAUAUUUUUUGUUUUCGGAAAGCAUCGUUUUCAAAAUGUUUUUCGUCCACACUACGUAUUUUCCGGCUGUCGCUUGUUCUUUCGGCGGAGACAAACGACAGCCAGAAAUACGUCUGUGUUAACAGGCUACACUAAAACGGAAAGUAAGCUUUUUCAAAUUUUUCCGGCUUGAAGAGCGUUCUUGAAAAGCUUCGUUUU
Molecule: messenger RNA, 3143 nt
Organism: Orbicella faveolata
Lineage: Eukaryota; Metazoa; Cnidaria; Anthozoa; Scleractinia; Merulinidae
Product: extracellular calcium-sensing receptor-like
Biological process (GO): G protein-coupled receptor signaling pathway
Cellular component (GO): membrane
Molecular function (GO): G protein-coupled receptor activity
Source: RefSeq, a predicted model, not a curated record